AUGGCUGCUUCUGGCGUGCCGAGAGCAUUGCAGCAUUUCUCGUACCAGUGCCCAGGUUUGCAUGACCGCGAGAGCCGAAUGUCUGUGAAACCCAUGGCAUUCCGCACUUUGCUGAGCGAGCCUCGCCAGAUUGUGAUUCCGCUGUUCCAGCGUACAUACUGCUGGAGUGACGAGCAGAUCAGCGGCUGGUGGAAGGACAUCCUGAUGCCCACCACCUCCCUCGGGUACCACCAAACAGGGAAGGCCAUCUUUAAGGAGAGAGAUGGCCUCCUGGUCUGCAUCGACGGGCAGCAGCGGUGCACCACAGCUUCGCUGCUGCUGGCCACGCUGAGGGACGCUGCCCUCAAGCUGCUUCGCGAAGGUGAUGCCUGCGCGCGUGCUUUGGUGGACGAGCUCGACGCACUCCUCUUCAAGGACCCCAGUCGCGUUUAUACAUGGGCAGAGCGCCAGGCACAAGGCUGCAAAGAGGAGGUCCACGAUGGGAGUGUCCAGCCUUUUGGGGCCGCGAUCCUGACGCCGUCCUUCGAAGACCGCGUGCCCUUCUUUCGAGCUCUCACUGAGGGCAUCCUCACGGACGCUCGACUGAAGGCAGGCGUGACUCUGAGCCCUCAAGAGGAGGCCGCCACAAGCUCAGUCCAGGCGCGCGCGAAAGACAUCUUCGACAGGAAUCUCCGGCGAGCCCUCCGGCGUCGGCCAAGGGGCCCUCCACAACGAGAGCUUCUGGCAAGUCUGGCCCAAACGGCCUUAGAUGUGAUGGCGAUAACAUUCUGUGAGAUCCUGAAUGACAUCGACUUUCCCCAGGUGUUCCUGUGGCUCCAGGAGAAGAGCCUUUUCGGAAUGGGUGCCCUGCUCCAUAACCCGGCUCCUGGUGUGCCUUUCCACGCGGCCGACUUGCUGAGGAAUCUGGUGUUGGCUCCAUCCAUGCGACUAUCCUUGAGGGACCAAGAGGAGCUCUAUCGCAAGCGCUGGCUAGAACCUCUUGAAAGAGCCCAUGGAGGGGCUCACAAGCUGGAUCCCAUACUAGACGCCUUCCUGGCGGAGAAGACGGACAAGCACUGUUCGAAGCGACAUGUCUGUGGCUUAGAGCACCAUGCUGCUUCCUUCAUGAGCUCCCCGGCUGGCGCCGUGGUCUCGGGGAAGACAGACAUGUCGGGGGUUCUAAGGUACGCUCGCCUUCUGUCGUAUGCGGAGGCUUGUGAGCUGAAACGAAAGGGCCAGGAGCUUCCUGCGGAGGAGCCGGUACCCUUGAGCCAAGAGACCUGCGACCACCUUAUUGGCAGUCUUGUCGGCUUCGCCAAUAAGCGGCACAAGGGCGUUCCUCCAGUCCCUGUCUUCUCUGCCUCUGACUUGCAUAGUCAAGAAGGUGACCGUGCCCUCCAGUGA
Messenger RNA from Symbiodinium natans, 1383 nucleotides. The record is from the annotation of a GenBank genome assembly. Lineage: Eukaryota; Dinophyceae; Suessiales; Symbiodiniaceae.